Messenger RNA from Microstroma glucosiphilum, 4100 nucleotides. RefSeq lists its product as hypothetical. The record is from RefSeq and is a predicted model, not a curated record. Gene Ontology annotation, cellular component: mitochondrial outer membrane; cytosol; nucleus. Bases 252 to 3893 code for a protein of 1213 amino acids. Gene Ontology annotation, molecular function: protein binding. NCBI's taxonomy places the organism in Eukaryota, Fungi, Basidiomycota, Exobasidiomycetes, Microstromatales, Microstromataceae. The transcript has 3 exons.
CUCCUCCCCCCCCCACACUCACAUCAUCAUCAUCAUCAUCACCCCUCCUCGCCCAUUCAUCUAUACCACUUUCUUCUUCUUACAGCUCCUGGCUUCUUGAAGUCUACUAUUGAUCAGUAGCCUCAAUCGGAUAGAGCUUCAGAUCAACUGUCUCUACUGCGACAGCUCUCUGGUACGGCGAAUAGAAGUUAGCUCAUUCUCGUCUGCACUACUUCGUACAAACAAUCUCUUGCCGGUCACAAAAGGGAGCAAUGGCGAGCAAAAUCUCCAUCCCCUCUAGCUCGUACGAGUCGGACACUCCGUCGAAGCGCAAUAGACGGUCUAUCCUUUCCUCUAUGAGCCCAUCCAAGAGUGAGACCAACGGCCUCGUUGCAAAUGGGGACAGUCAAUCCCAGCUCCCCUCUCCCGCCAGCCCUCGAUCUACAGAUAGUGUUCUGCGAGCGCAGAAGAGUGGCAGCACCAGCAACGGGACUGCCAAUGGUAACGGUGUAGCGUCUCCUACCAAUGGCGCCGCACCCGCUCUCAAGACGGGCUGGGGCAAUGGCAUCUCCAACCAGAAUGGCCAGGCCAAGACGAAUGGGACGGCUCAAGGAAACUUGGAGGUGCCAUCGGGAGGACUGGGAGGGUUGAGACGACGAAUGUCCAACCUCUCCAUUAACUCACAGCGAUCGCAAGACGAUCGAGCCUCUAUUCGCUCCAAGCAGUCUGCUUCCCACAAGGAUGCAAUCUCCUCUUUCAUACGUCGACGAAGCACUAGAGGCGGCUCUGAACCCCCUGAAGCUCAUAUGGCAGAUGACAACGAGUCAAUCGCUAGUAAAGGAGGUGAGCCUACUCGCAAAAGCAGCUUCAUGCGCAAGAGAACGCUCAGCAGUACCACAUCUCGCAUGAAGCUGGGCAAAUUCGGAGGCAGAGGAAAGAGGAACGGAGAAGCAGCAGAUGGCGAGGAGCUCUCGCCGUCCCCUACCAAUGGCUCGAUUCACACUGGCAGUGUCAAUGUAGGCAAUGGUCGACCAAAUUCGGUUCAGGCUGGCAGCGGCGGCAGUCAGAUGAACAGCGGUCCCUCUAUCGCCUCAGACGACAUGGAUAAUGACGCGCCAAAGGCAAGCCGAAGCAGUAUCCUGAGGGACUCUCGUCGUCCGGUCGGAUAUCCAGGAGCCAAGAACAAGGGACCUACAGGCCUGUCAACAGAAUCGCCUGCAACAAACACGCCUGCUGCUGACGUUAGACGAGCCCAGCAAGGAAAAGGCGCUCCUCUGAUCCUGCGCUCAGAGGCAAACAACAGGAGCAGCGUCCACACUGAGCCUGCUCCCCGCUCACCUGAGCCUGCGGAGACGAACAAGCCACAGCGCGUCGGCUCUUCGCGGGCUAAGAGCAAGAGUACGCAACAAUCGCCGAAGAAGGAGCAGUCAGCUGAGCAGCAGCGAGGUUACAUCGGCGCUGCUACUGCUGCUGUGGGAGGUCUACUUGGAUUCGCCGGAGCUCAUGAAGCGAACAAGAAUGACGAUGGUUACCACAGUGAAUCGGAUGGGUCCGAGGACGAAUUCCAUGACGCCGAGCUUGGAGACAUUCGUGAAGAUGAUGAAGAGCAAGAUACAAGCGGCGAGGGAGAUGAUAGUGAGGCAGAACAGGAAGACGAAGAGGAAGAAGCCCAGCGCCCCCCUCCGCGCUCGCCUACAUCCAAGCAAUCUGCAUACGCACGAGCUGGUCGAUCGCGUGGCGUGUCUGAGUCCUCUGGCAGGGACGAAAAGAGGUCCUCAAAGUCCAAGAAGGGUAGUGCCAUUUCUUCACGGAGAACAGGAUCUCCCGAGCAGAUGGACGAGGCUACUGCCAACCCCUCUGCAGCGCCUACCCGCCUGAAGGGCACUUCUGCCGCCAAGCGUCGAGCGGGCUCUGCACCUGUCGAAGGUGCGGAAGAAGACGGUCCUUCAUCGACUCCCUCUGAUGCCAAGGCAAAGAAGGAGACUCCGGCCGAGGUGAAGGAGAAGUCUGCCCGUGUUGCAAAGAUGGGUUAUGAUGAUGUCAAGGAGGAUACAGAAGAGAUGAGGGACGAUAUCGAGACUGCUCGAGGUGCCCUGCACUUGUUCUUGAACAGUCGUAUGAUUGAGGCUGAGGACAUCAUAAAGACGAAGGCAGAUUACAGAAUGUACUACGCCCUCGGAAAUUGUCUCAUUGCUACUAUGAAGGGCUUCAUGACCUUUGAGCCCGAGGAUCUCGCCACUGCCAUCUCUUACUGCAAAGACGCGAUGCACAUUGCCCAUCUUCUUCGAAAGCCAAGCAACACAGUCGCCAACUUUGGGCGCUUCGUUCGAGGCUCUGGUCACAGCCCUAGCGCUUUUGCCUCUAUGACGCCCGUACAGCGCCAUGCAGAGCUAGUCUACGUAGAGGCACAGUUGCUCAAGAGUUGUCUGGGAAUCGUUUACUCGGGAGACUUCUUUGGCUUCGUUGCUGAAGCUCUCCAUAUGAGAAAUGCCUACGGAGUAUAUCGCUCCUUGGCAAAGUAUGUUGAUACGGCUGACGGCAAAGCCUCUGGGAACCAGGAUGAGGACAUCGACGAAGACUUCCGAUCGGGUGUCUACCUGGGCAGCGGUUUGAUCACUAUGAUCCUUGGUCUCCUUCCCGGUAAGAUUCUGGGCCUGAUGAGCGCAUUCGGAUAUGAGGGCGACACAAAGGCUGGAUUGAAGACUCUGAUGCGCGCGGGUGGAUGGAAGGCAUCUGGUCAGGAUAGACCAGCGAUUGGCAUCAAGGACGAAGGUAUCCGUCGAAGCGUCUGCGACAUGGGUAUUCUGCUGUUCCACCUGGUCGUCUCCGUCUUCAUCCCGGUCACAGGCGUGGACAUCCCAUUCGCAGAUCGUAUCCUCCACUACCAUCUGAAGAGGUACCCGAACGGUGUCUUCUUCCUGUACUUCUCUGGUCGUCUCUACUCGACACAAGCUCGAUGUGAGAAGGCAAUCAAGCAGUAUGCUGCUGCUAGGGAUGCCCAAGAAGAGUACAUCCAGCUCAAGCAUAUCAGUUGGUGGGAUGCUUCACUCUGCCACAUGUCACUUGCACAAUGGCGCAAAGCACAGACCUGUUUCGAUGUUCUUCUCAAGGAGUCGAAUUGGAGCAAGUGUGUGUACACUUAUGGUGUAGCUGCGAAUAUGGCUCAAGCAGACGAGGAAGAGGCAGCGGACGGGACAGGAGGUGCAGCCAAGGGCAAAUCCAAGUCCGAGGCGGCCGACCUCUUCUCCAAGGUUCCCGGUCUCAUGCAACGCAUUGCCGGCAAGUCUAUCCCAAUGGAAAAAUUUGUGGCAAAGAAGGCGACCAAGUUCAACAAGCAACGUCGACUUCUCCUACCCGCCGUAGAGUUCUCCUACAUCUACCACUGUCUUUCCAAUGCUCCACGAUAUGCUUUGACCGACGAGCAUCUAGUGAUGAUCUCCGAUGCACUCUCAGACCUAAACGAGCACGAAUCCAGCCCUUCGUCCUACCAUUCGGGCGAAAACGAAUUCUGGGAUGACUUUUGCCUCGCCCACUUCCUCCGCGGAGUCGUCUUGCGUCACAUUGCCACUCCUGAAUCCCAUGCCAAAUCAGAUCCUCGCGACGAGGAGAAUUCCAUCCCUCGCGAAGAAGCACAAGAGCAAGCACUGCUCAGUUUCCAAACUGUUCUGGAGAAUGGUCAUCGAAUUACUACAGACCACUACAUCAUUUACUUUUCGCACUAUGAGUUGGGUAGGCUUCAUGCCGAUAUGGAAGAUUAUGGAGAUGCAAAGAAGGAAUUGGAUCUGGUUCUUAGUGGGAAACUAUUGGAGGACAAGGGUACUAGAAAGGGAAACCACAAGUAUGGAAUGCAGAACAUGGCGCUGCUUAGGUCCAAUGGUGCGCUGAAUAAUCUCAAACAACAGGGACACGUGUAAGGGGCAUUGGGUUAUACCGUCUACUCUUUUCUUCUUCCUCUUUCCCUGCCUCCCUGCCUGCCUGCCUGCCUAUACCCAUCUCUUCUCUUUCCUUCGACUUUGCUCUUCUUCUUCUUUCCUUCUUUCCUUCUUUCGUCUGCCCGUUCUCACUGUCGCAAACGUAACUUAAUUUACACUCCACGGUGCAAUACUAAUGGUGAUCACCAG